Molecule: messenger RNA, 40854 nt
Organism: Coregonus sp. 'balchen'
Lineage: Eukaryota; Metazoa; Chordata; Actinopteri; Salmoniformes; Salmonidae
Source: the annotation of a GenBank genome assembly
AUGGUUUGGCUCUUGGCCUUCAUCAGGGAGGCAUACUUUACCCAUGAUGACAUGCAAACCAUGCUGAAUGAUGACAUGCAAACCAUGCUGAAUGAUGACAUGCAAACCAUGCUGAAUGAUGACAUGCAAACCAUGCUGAAUGAUGACAUGCAAACCAUGCUGAAUGAUGACAUGCAAACCAUGCUGAAUGUCGGUCUGUAAUUAUGAGCAGGUUAUGUUGAUGUGAAGAGGAAAGGAUCCGUCAAUAGGCUUUCAUCAUUCUCUCCUUAUCGCUCUUUGGCACUGUGGGGGUUAAUCAUGUCUGAAUUUCUGAAUCGGAUCCAUUUCCAGGGAGUUACUAAUUACUGUCCAAUUUACCCUGGAACUCAGGCUAGUGCCUCCCAGUUGGCACUGGCACCCUAUUUAAUCCCUAAUGGUACACUACUUUUGACUAGGGCCCAUAGGCUCUGGUCCCCUGGUCUAAAGUAGUGUACCAUAAAGGGGAACAGAGGCUCUGGUCCCCUGGUCUAAAGUAGUGUACCAUAAAGGGGCCCAGAGGCUCUGGUCCCCUGGUCUAAAGUAGUGUACCAUAAAAGGGAACAGAGGCUCUGGUCCCCUGGUCUAAAGUAGUGUACCAUAAAAGGGAACAGAGGCUCUGGUCCCCUGGUCUAAAGUAGUGUACCAUAAAGGGAACAGAGGCUCUGGUCCCCUGGUCUAAAGUAGUGCCCCAUAAAGGGAACAGAGGCUCUGGUCUCCUGGUCUAAAGUAGUGUACCAUAAAGGGAACAGAGGCUCUGGUCCCCUGGUCUAAAGUAGUGUACCAUAAAGGGGAACAGAGGCUCUGGUCCCCUGGUCUAAAGUAGUGUACCAUAAAGGGAACAGAGGCUCUGGUCCCCUGGUCUAAAGUAGUGCACCAUAAAGGGAACAGAGGCUCUGGUCUCCUGGUCUAAAGUAGUGUACCAUAAAAGGGAACAGAGGCUCUGGUCCCCUGGUCUAAAGUAGUGUACCAUAAAGGGCCCAUAGGCUCUGGUCCCCUGGUCUAAAGUAGUGCCCCAUAAAGGGAACAGAGGCUCUGGUCUCCUGGUCUAAAGUAGUGUACCAUAAAGGGAACAGAGGCUCUGGUCCCCUGGUCUAAAGUAGUGUACCAUAAAAGGGCCCAGAGGCUCUGGUCUCCUGGUCUAAAGUAGUGUACCAUAAAGGGAACAGAGGCUCUGGUCCCCUGGUCUAAAGUAGUGUACCAUAAAGGGAACAGAGGCUCUGGUCCCCUGGUCUAAAGUAGUGCCCCAUAAAGGGAACAGAGGCUCUGGUCCCCUGGUCUAAAGUAGUGUACCAUAAAAGGGAACAGAGGCUCUGGUCCCCUGGUCUAAAGUAGUGUACCAUAAAAGGGAACAGAGGCUCUGGUCCCCUGGUCUAAAGUAGUGUACCAUAAAGGGAACAGAGGCUCUGGUCCCCUGGUCUAAAGUAGUGCCCCAUAAAGGGAACAGAGGCUCUGGUCUCCUGGUCUAAAGUAGUGUACCAUAAAAGGGAACAGAGGCUCUGGUCCCCUGGUCUAAAGUAGUGUACCAUAAAGGGCCCAUAGGCUCUGGUCCCCUGGUCUAAAGUAGUGCCCCAUAAAGGGAACAGAGGCUCUGGUCUCCUGGUCUAAAGUAGUGUACCAUAAAGGGAACAGAGGCUCUGGUCCCCUGGUCUAAAGUAGUGUACCAUAAAAGGGCCCAGAGGCUCUGGUCUCCUGGUCUAAAGUAGUGUACCAUAAAGGGAACAGAGGCUCUGGUCCCCUGGUCUAAAGUAGUGUACCAUAAAGGGAACAGAGGCUCUGGUCCCCUGGUCUAAAGUAGUGCACCAUAAAGGGAACAGAGGCUCUGGUCCCCUGGUCUAAAGUAGUGUACCAUAAAAGGGAACAGAGGCUCUGGUCCCCUGGUCUAAAGUAGUGUACCAUAAAGGGGAACAGAGGCUCUGGUCCCCUGGUCUAAAGUAGUGUACCAUAAAGGGAACAGAGGCUCUGGUCCCCUGGUCUAAAGUAGUGUACCAUAAAAGGGAACAGAGGCUCUGGUCCCCUGGUCUAAAGUAGUGUACCAUAAAGGGGAACAGAGGCUCUGGUCCCCUGGUCUAAAGUAGUGUACCAUAAAGGGAACAGAGGCUCUGGUCCCCUGGUCUAAAGUAGUGUACCAUAAAAGGGAACAGAGGCUCUGGUCCCCUGGUCUAAAGUAGUGUACCAUAAAGGGAACAGAGGCUCUGGUCUCCUGGUCUAAAGUAGUGUACCAUAAAGGGAACAGAGGCUCUGGUCCCCUGGUCUAAAGUAGUGUACCAUAAAAGGGAACAGAGGCUCUGGUCCCCUGGUCUAAAGUAGUGUACCAUAAAGGGAACAGAGGCUCUGGUCCCCUGGUCUAAAGUAGUGUACCAUAAAAGGGAACAGAGGCUCUGGUCCCCUGGUCUAAAGUAGUGUACCAUAAAAGGGAACAGAGGCUCUGGUCCCCUGGUCUAAAGUAGUGUACCAUAAAGGGAACAGGGUGCCAUUUGGGACACCGCCUGCAUGUCUGAUUCGGAUCCACAUCCAGCAGCCUGGUCUCAUAGACCAGACGUAACAUGGUAAAUGUAAAUAGGAUCCAAACAGUAUGAUAUAAUAAUAAUAAUAAUAAUAAUAAUAAUAUGAUAUGUUACGUUUGGUCUGGUUACAUAAGACUUAAGACUCUAGCAACCCAAACGUUGCGAGUUCGAAUCUCAUCACGGACAACUUUAGCAUUUUAGUUAAUUAGCAACUUUUCAACUACUUAGCAUGUUAGCCAACCCUUCCCCUAACCUUAACCCUUUUAGUUAACCCUUCCCCUAACCUUAACCCUUUUAGUUAACCCUUCCCCUGACCUUAACCCUUUUAGCUAACACUUCCCCUAACCUUAACCCUUUUAGCUAACCCUUCCCCUGACCUUAACCCUUUUAGCUAACCCUUCCCCUGACCUUAACCCUUUCCCUAACCUUAACCCUUUUAGCUAACCCUUCCCCUUUCCCUAACCUUAACCCUUUUAGCUAACCCUUCCCCUUCCCCUAACCUUAACCCUUUUAGCUAUCCCUUCCCCUGACCUUAACCCUUUCCCUAACCUUAACCCUUUUAUCAUACGUUUUGCAAAUUCAUCAUGUAAUACGAAAUGGGUGAUGGACAUCCACAAUUUUAAUACAUACGAAACGUAACAUAUCAUACCAAAUGGACUGUCCCGGAUUUACAUACAGAAUAAUACGAAAUGCUUUGAGACCAGGUUGCUUCCAGGGAGCUACUAGUUAUUGUCCAAAUGACCCUUGAACUGGCGUGUAACUCCUGUCUCUGUCUUCACAGCGUUCAUACAGUCAGACACAAUCCUCGAGGUGCUACACUUUGGAGAAGGAGGACGCCUCUUACAGGUAAGCCACAGUUCAUCUCUUUAAGCAGCCAGUUAACCUUUUGUUGAAACACUUGUUACUUUUAUGACUGGAGGGUCCUCUGUGUUUGUUCCGGCUCAGUAAAGCUGUCUGUUAUUGUGUAGUAGGACUAUGCUAUGGGUAUAAAAAACAGAACCAAAUACCACCCUAUCCUUUACCUGGCUACCCAGACUCCUUGCUCCUGCCAAACGCUAGGCCACGCCCGCAUUCGUUUCUUCUCCUCAAGGAGUCUGGAUCUGAGUAUCCUUCACCGAAUGCCAACACGUUCAGGACUGGUCUGACUGGUCCAGAAACCGAUGGUUUGGGCCAGAGCCAGAACACACGUGGGUAAAGAGGUGGUUUUGAAAAUGUGUCAUUGGCUUUGAUACUCUGAUAGGUCAGAGACGAUCCAAUCGCCGAUGACUUUGUUUUGUACUCGUCACCACCAACGACUUCAAUGAUGGCAGUCUCAGACUGAAGUAUGUAGAGCAGAACCACAGAGCAGCAGAACUAUUUAGUGUGAGUAGUCAGGCUACCCUAUUCUAGAGCAUUACUUUGGACCAGAACCUUUACAGUCUGUAUAUCAGCUAUAGGGUGCUGUUCUAGAGCAUUACUUUGGACCAGAGCCUUUACAGUCUGUAUAUCAGCUAUAGGGUGCUGUUCUAAAGCAUUACUUUGGACCAGAGCCUUUAGUCUGUAUAUCAGCUAUAGGGUGCUGUUCUAGAGCAUUACUUUGGACCAGAACCUUUACAGUCUGUAUAUCGGCUAUAGGGUGCUGUUCUAGAGCAUUACUUUGGACCAGAACCUUUACAGUCUGUAUAUCGGCUAUAGGGUGCUGUUCUAGAGCAUUACUUUGGACCAGAACCUUUACAGUCUGUAUAUCGGCUAUAGGGUGCUGUUCUAGAGCAUUACUUUGGGACCAGAACCUUACAGUCUGUAUAUCAGCUAUAGGGUGCCGUUCUAGAGCAUUACUUUGGACCAGAACCUUUACAGUCUGUAUAUCAGCUAUAGGGUGCCGUUCUAGAGCAUUACUUUGGACCAGAACCUUUACAGUCUGUAUAUCAGCUAUAGGGUGCUGUUCUAGAGCAUUACUUUGGACCAGAACCUUUACAGUCUGUAUAUCAGCUAUAGGGUGCUGUUCUAGAGCAUUACUUUGGACCAGAACCUUUACAUUCUGUAUAUCAGCUAUAGGGUGCUGUUCUAGAGCAUUCCUUUGGAACCAGACCUUUACAGUCUGUAGAUUCAGCCUUAGGUGCUGUUUUCUAGAGCAUUACUUUGGAACAGAACCUUUACAGUCUGUAUAAUCAGCUAUAGGGUGCCCGGUUCUAGAGCAAUUACUUUGGACCAGGCCUUUACAGUCUGUAUAUCAGGCUAUAGGUGCUGUUCUAUACAUUACUUUGGACCUACCUUUACAGUCUGUAUAUCAGCUAUAUGGUGCCGUUCUAGAGCAUUACUUUGGAACAGAACCUUUCCGUCUGGUAUUCAGCUAUAGGGUGGCCGUUUCUAGAGCAUUACUUUGGACCAGUAACCCUCUGGGCACUACAUAGGAAUAGGGUGCAUUCUCUGGUCUAAGUCGGGGCACUAUAUAGGAAUAAGAGGGUGCCCUUCUCUGGUCUAAGUUAGGGCACUAUAUAGUGGUCUAAAGAGUGGCACUACAUAGGGAAUAGGGUGCCUUUUGGGACGCAGGCAUGGCUUAAUUUAGACCAGCAGAAAGAAGCACCGCUAGAUAGUAGAUUUAACUGGCCUACACUGGAUUUAGCUCACUUGGCAGCAUCACAAAGACUCCCACUCAUUAAUACAGAAGGACACUCACCUCCACUGACUCAGAGAGAUGCCCUGCCAGUGGGAAUACUGCUAAUGUAAAGACUGUAAAGAUAUUUUUAGGUUCAUACAGUCUAUAUCCAGUCACUCACAUCAACUUGUGUUUCACACCCUCACACUUUAAAGCCAAGAUGUCUUGCAUAUCAUACUACAUUCUCCUGAUUUUAACAAGUUUUGUAUUUUGAACAUAAACUUGUUGCCUUUCAGAAGCUUUACUAAAACGUAUCGUGAUUGUUUUCUUCUCUUUGCAGACAGAGUCUGACAUUGAUCUUAGUUUAUUUAACAGAAAAAGGUAAGUUGUCUAUUUUUUGUCUCUCUUCAAUCCAAUGUGCUGCCCCCAAUUAUCCAGUUGGUCUACAGACAGACAGAUCCCAGCAUGUGUUUCACAUUAGAAAGGCCAUGCGAUGCCUGUUGUGGGACGUGAAUCUGCCAUUUAGAUUUACAUUUACAUUUUAGUCAUUUAGCAGACGCUCUUAUCCAGAGCGACUUACAGUUAGUGAAUACAUAUAUAUAUAUAUAUAUAUAUAUAUAUAUAUAUAUAUUUUUUUUUUUAAAUAUAUACUGGCCCCCCGUGGGAAUCGAACCCACAACCCUGGUGUUACAAACGCCAUGCUCUAUCAACUGAGCUACAUCCCUGGAUAAAUGACCUGGCUUGUUACCGUGCUUGUUACUGGACUUGUGAAUCUGCAAUUAGAUAGAUUACCUGAUGCAUGGACCGCCUUCACAAAAAAAAGAUUGCAGUUUUGAAACUGCAGUAACUGCAGUCGCUUGUGGUAUUUUGGAUACAGUAUUUGCAGCAUCAGUUAUACUGCACUCUAUCGGCAAUCUUUUUUCAUAAGGGCGGUUUGAGUUUUUACUUUACCUUCUAUAACAGUAUUUUAAUGUUUGGUUUGUUAAAUGUAAUGAGCAACUCCGCCGCGUAUCAUGUCAGUUUUUAUAGUUGACUCUGUUUGCUCCUUGAGUCAUCUCUCCCCCUCUGUAUGUGCUGAAUACAACAGGUGCAGACAUUACAGUGAAAUGCUUACUUACAGCCCUUAACCAACAAUGCAUUUAUUGUUUAAUAAAAAAAGUAAAAUAAAAUAAAACAACAACAAAAAAGUGUUGAGAAAAAAAGAGCAGAAGUAAAAUAAAAUAACUGUAGGGAGGCUAUAUAUACAGGGGGGUACCGGUGCAGAGCCAAUGUGCGGGGGCACCGGCUAGUUGAGGUAGUUGAAGUAAUAUGUACAUGUGGAUAGAGUUAAAGUGACUAUGCAUAAAUAAUUAACAGAGUAGCAGCAGCGUAAAAAGAUGGGGUGGGGGGGGGGGGGGCAGUGCAAAUAGUCCGGGUAGCCAUGAUUAGCUGUUCAGGAGUCUUAUGGCUUGGGGGUAGAAGCUGUUGAGAAGUCUUUUGGACCUAGACUUGGCACUCCGGUACCGCUUGCCGUGCGGUAGCAGAGAGAACAGUCUAUGACUAGGGUGGCUGGAAUCUUUGACAAUUUUGAGGGCCUUCCUCUGACACCGCCUGGUAUAGAGGUCCUGGAUGGCAGGAAGCUUUGCCCCAGUGAUGUACUGGGCCGUACGCACUACCCUCUGUAGUGCGUUGCGGUCGAGGCCAAGCAGUUGCCAUACCAGGCGGUGAUGCAACCAGUCAGGAUGCCUACGAUGGUGCAGCUGUAGAAUUUUUUGAGGAUCUGAGGACCCAUGCCAAAUCUUUUCAGUCUCCCGAGGGGGAAUAGGCUUUGUCGUGCCCUCUUCAAGACUGUCUUGGUGUGUUCGGACCAUGAUAGUUCAAGGAACUUUAAGCUCUCAACCUGUUCCACUACAGCCCCGUAGAUGAGAAUGGGGGCGUGCUCAGUCCUCUUUUUUUUUCUCCUGUAGACCACAAUCAACUCCUUUGUCUGGGUCACGUUGAGGGAGAGGUUGUUAUCCUGGCACCACACGGCCAGGUCUCUGACCUCCUCCCUAUAGGCUGUCUCGUCGUUGUCAGUGAUCAGGCCUACCACUGUUGUCUCAUCGGCAAACUUAAUGAUGGUGUUGGAGUCGUGCCUGGCCAUGCAGUCAUGGGUGAACAAGGGGUACAGGAGGGGACUGAGCACGCACCCCUGAGGGGCCCCCGUGUUGAGGAUCAGUGUGGCAGAUGUGUUGUUACCUACCCUUACCACCUGGGGGCGGCCCGUCAGGAAGUCCAGGAUCCAGUUGCAGAGGGAGGUGUUCAGUCCCAGGGUCCUUAGCUUAGUGAUGAGCUUUGAGGGGACUAUGGUGUUGAAUGCUGAGCUGUAGUCAAUGAAUAGCAUUCUCACUUAGGUGUUCCUCUUGUCCAGGUGGGAAAGGGCAGUGUGGAGUGCAAUAGAGAUUGCAUCAGCUGUGGAUCUGUUGGGGCAGUAUGCAAAUUGGAAUGGGUCUAGGGUUUCUGGGAUAAUGGUGUUGAUGUGAGCCAUGACCAGCCUUUCAAAGCACUUCAUGGCUACAGACGUGAGUGUUACGGGUCGGUAGUCAUUUAGGCAGGUUAUCUUAGUGUCCUUGGGCACGGGGACUAUGGUGGUCUGCUUGAAACAUGUUGGUAUUACAGACUCAGUCAGGGACAUGUUGAAAAUGUCAGUGAAGACACUUGCCAGUUGGUUAGCAUAUGCUCGGAGUACACGUCCUGGUAAUCCGUCUGGCACUGCAGCCUUGUGAAUGUUGACCUGCUUAAAAGUCUUACUCACAUUGGCUACGGAGAGCGUGAUCACAUAGUCAUCCAGAACAGCUGGUGCUCUCAUGCAUGCUUCAGUGUUGCUUGCCUCGAAGCGAGCGUAGAAGUGGUUUAGCUCGUCUGGAAGUAUUGUGUCACUGGGCAGCUCGCGGCUGUGCUUCCCUUUGUAGUCUGUAAUAGUUUUCAAGCCCUGCCACAUCCGACGAGCGUCAGAGCCAGUGUAGUACGAUUCAAUCUUAGGUCUGUAUUGACUCUUUGCCUGUUUGAUGGUUCGUCGGAGGGCAUAGCAGGAUUUCUUAUAAGCGUCCGGGGUUAGAGUCCCGCUCCUUGAAAGCGGCAGCUCAACCCUUUAGCUCAGUGCAGAUGUUGCCUGUAAUCCAUGGCUUCUGGUUGGGGUAUGUACGUACGGUCACUGUGGGGAUGACGUCAUCGAUGCACUUAUUGAUGAAGCCAGUGUCUGAUGUGGCGUACUCCUCAAUGCUAUCUGAAGAAUCCCGGAACAUGUUCCAGUCUGUGCUAGCGAAACAGUCCUGUAGCUUAGCAUCUGCGUCAUCCUAACUGACCUAAAACAGGGAAUUUUUACUAGGAUUAAAUGUCAGGAAUUGUGAAAAACUUGAGUUUAAAUGUAUUUGGCUUCAACUGUACAUACAGUACCAGUCAAAAGUUUGGACACACCUACUCAUCCAAGGGUUGUUCUACAUUGUAGAAUAAUAGUGAAGACAUCAAAACUAUGAAAUAACACAUAUGGAAUCAUGUAGUAACCAAAAAAGUGUUAAACAAAUCAAAAUGUGUUUUAUAGCCACCCUUUGCCUUGAUGACAGCUUUGCACACUCUUGGCAUUCUCUCAACCAGCUUCACCUGGAAUGCUUUUCCAACAGUCUUGAAGGAGUUCCCACAUAUGCUGAGCACUUGUUGGCUGCUUUUCCUUCACUCUGCAGUCCGACUCAUCCCAAACCAUCUCAAUUGGGUUGAGGUCAGGGGAUUGUGGAGGCCAGGUCAUCUGAUCCAGCACUCCAUCACUCUCCUUCUUGGUAAAAUAGCCCUUACACAGCCUGGAGGUGUGUUGGGUCAUUGUCCUGUUGAAAAACAAAUGAUAGUCCCACUAAGCCCAAACCAGAUGGGAUGGCGUAUCGCUGCAGAAUGCUGUGGUAGCCAUGCUGGUUAAGUGUGCCUUGAAUUCUAAAUAAAUCACAGAUAGUGUCACCAGCAUAGCACCCAAACACCAUAACAUACAUUGUACCAUGCUUUCAUGUUUCACUACAUGGCUGCUAGUACAAAACCAUGGUAUUUGUUUCAUUUGUACUACCAUGGUUCAUUUUUGUACCAUGGUAGCUAGUACAAUGAAACAAAUAUAAUGUUUUUUUUGGUCACUACCAUGGCAGGAAAAUAUCAUGGUACUGGUGCAAAUACCAUGGUAUUGUCCUGCCAUGGUAGUGACCAAAAAACCAUGAUAUUACCCUGGUAUUUUUUUCAUUGUACUACAAUGGUACAUUUUUCUAAGGGUACAAGCUGGCGAGCUCUAUGGCGCUACCAUGCUAUGUUGUUGUCUUAGGUCUCUCUUUAUGUAGUGUUGUGGUGUCUCUCUUUAUGUAGUGUUGUGGUGUCUCUCUUUAUGUAGUGUUGUGGUGUCUCUUUAUGUAGUGUUGUGGUGUCUCUCUUUAUGUAGUGUUGUGGUGUCUCUCUUUAUGUAGUGUUGUGGUGUCUCUCUUUAUGUAGUGUUGUGGCGUCUCUCUUUAUGUAGUGUUGUGGCGUCUCUCUUUAUGUAGUGUUGUGGUGUCUCUCUAUGUAGUGUUGUGGUGUCUCUCUUUAUGUAGUGUUGUGGCGUCUCUCUUUAUGUAGUGUUGUGGCGUCUCUCUUUAUGUAGUGUUGUGGCGUCUCUCUUUAUGUAGUGUUGUGGCGUCUCUCUUUAUGUAGUGUUGUGGCGUCUCUCUUUAUGUAGUGUUGUGGUGUCCUCUUUAUGUAGUGUUGUGGUGUCUCUCUUUAUGUAGUGUUGUGGUGUCUCUCUUUAUGUAGUGUUGUGGUGUCUCUCUUUAUGUAGUGUUGUGGUGUCUCUUUAUGUAGUGUUGUGGUGUCUCUUUAUGUAGUGUUGGUCUCUCUUUAUGUAGUGUUGUGGUGUCUCUCUUUAUGUAGUGUUGUGGUGUCUCUUUAUGUAGUGUUGUGGUGUCUCUCUUUAUGUAGUGUUGUGGUGUCUCUCUCGUCGUGAUGUGUAUUUUGUCCUAUAUGUUUUUAAAUUUAUUUUUUAUCCCAGCCCCCUGUUCCCCGCAGGAGGCCUUUUGCCUUUUGGUAGGCCGUCAUUGUAAAUAAGAAUUUGUUCUUAACUGACUUGCCUAGUUAAAUAAAAAAAAUAAAAAAUAACGGCUAUCAUCAUCGGGUGGUGGUUAGCCAUGUAGCUAGCUAGCUAACUUAGCUGCUAGGAUAGCUCACUAACAUUAGCAUGCUAGACAAGUAGGCUAACGUGCGCAAGUUAGCCUACUAGCUGCCAAAGCCAUCCGUAGCGAAAUGAUUAAUCAUUCAUAGCUAGUUAUCUUAUCUCUACAUGUUUCCUCAAGUUCAAGGCAGAGUUUUUGUAGGCAGCCACCUUCUGCUAUCAUGGGUAAGCAAAGCUUGCAUUGCAUUGAUUACACUAUCGCCUCUCCUGUGCUUGAAGAAGAACUGGUCACUGAAAUGCAUUCUCCUCAUCUUCUUCAGAAGAUUCUGUGUCUGGGUUUUCUCCUGACUCUCCUCCAUCUCCAUUGUUUUUCACCACGUCUCGAACUAGCUAUUUUCUUUUGGCCUGUUCAUCAUUCAGUAUGUGCGCACAGCUUGAUUUGAUUGGUCUGUUUUGAUGCGUGAAAUCUGACUUGAUUGGUCACUCUGACUAAACAACUAUUUUGUUCUGGCUGCGAGGGGCUCCUCCCGCGACCUUUCUGUGUCAACAUUAGACCCGAGUGGCGCAGUGGUCUAAGGCACUGCAUCACAGUGCUAGCUGUGCCACUAGAGAUCCUGGUUCGAAUCCAGGCUCUGUCGCAGCCGGCCGCGACCGGGAGACCCAUGAGGCGGCGCACAAUUGGCCCAGCGUCGUCCAGGGUAGGGGAGGGAAUGGCCGGCAGGGAUGUAGCUCAGUUGGUAGAGCAUGGCGUUUGCAACGCCAGGGUUGUGGGUUCGAUUCCCACGGGGGGCCAGUAUAAAAAAAUAAAAAUAAAAAUAAUGUAUGCACUCACUAACUGUAAGUCGCUCUGGAUAAGAGUGUCUGCUAAAUGACUAAAAUGUAAAUGUAACAUGAUCUACCAUUAUGGAUAGCUUACAAAAUGUGAAUCUGUAACAGAUGGUUUUUAAAAAGGUAACAAAGUACAAUACUUCAUUCAAAACAUAAGUACAAGUAAAAUAACUGACUUUGAAAAAUACUCUCAAAAGUACAAGUACUCUGAAAAGCAAAAAAUAGUUACAAUUUCGUAUUAACACUGGAAUGAUAGAUGUGCAAAAGAUGAUGUGCAAAUAGAGAUACUGGGGUGCAAAUGAUCAAAAUAAAUAACAAUAUGGGGAUGAGGUAGUUGGGUGGGCUAAUUUCAGAUGGGCUGUGUACAGGUGCAGUGAUCGGUAAGGUGCUCUGACAAACCCCGUCUGCAGCUGGGAGGGAAUGGGUAUGAGAUCUAAACCCCGUCUGCAGCUGGGAGGGAAUGGGUAUGAGAUCUAAACCCCGUCUGCAGCUGGGAGGGAAUGGGUAUGAGAUCUAAACCCCGUCUACAGCUGGGAGGGAAUGGGUAUGAGAUCUAAACCCCGUCUGCAGCUGGGAGGGAAUGGGUAUGAGAUCUAAAUCCCGUCUGCAGCUGGGAGGGAAUGGGUAUGAGAUCUAAACCCCGUCUGCAGCUGGGAGGGAAUGGGUAUGAGAUCUAAACCCGUCUGCAGCUGGGAGGGAAUGGGUAUGAGAUCUAAACCCCGUCUGCAGCUGGGAGGGAAUGGGUAUGAGAUCUAAACCCCGUCUACAGCUGGGAGGGAAUGGGUAUGAGAUCUAAAUCCUGUCUACAAGUUUGAUUUGCAUGUGAUGUCCAUCCAGUAAUGGCCCACAACAGAGCUGUAUGAUUCUACCUGCAGGGAGGAUUCAGUGAGGAAGAGGAUGCCCUGACCCUCCUGCCUACUGGAUCACACCUGUUCUCAGGCUUGCUUGGUGGCUUCCUCCCCUCUCUGCCUGGAGCUCCACACACCUGUUCUCAGGCUUGCUUGGUGGCUUCCUCCCCUCUGGAGCUCCAUACACCUGUUCUCAGCUUGCUUGUGGCUUCCUCCCCUCUCUGCCUGGAGCUCCACACGCCUGUUCUCAGGCUUGCUUUGGUGGCUUCCUCCCCUCUCUGCCUGGAGCUCCACACGCCUGUUCUCAGGCUUGCUUGGUGGCUUCCUCCCCUCUCUGCCUGGAGACUCCACACACCUGUUCUCAGGGCUGCUUGGUGGCUUCCUCCCCUCUCUGCCUGGAGCUCCACACACCCUGUUCUCAGGCUUUGCUUGGUGGCUUCCUCCCCUCUCUGGCCUGGAGCUCCACACACCUGUUCUCAGGCUUGCUUGGUGGCUUCCUCCCCUCUCUGCCUGGAGCUCCACACACCUGUUCUCAGGCUUGCUUGGUGGCUUCCUCCCCUCUCUGCCUGGAGCUCCACACGCCUGUUCUCAGGCUUGCAUUGGUGGCUUCCUCCCCUCUCUGCCUGGAGCUCCACACGCCUGUUCUCAGGCUUGCUUGGUGGCUUCCUCCCCUCUCUGCCUGGAGCUCCACACGCCUGUUCUCAGGCUUGCUUGGUGGCUUCCUCCCCUCUCUGCCUGGAGCUCCACACACCUGUUCUCAGGCUUGCUUGGUGGCUUCCUCCCCUCUCUGCCUGGAGCUCCACACACCUGUUCUCAGGCUUGCUUGGUGGCUUCCUCCCCUCUCUGCCUGGAGCUCCACACACCUGUUCUCAGGCUUGCUUGGUGGCAUCCUCCCCUCUCUGCCUGGAGCUCCACACACCUGUGAACCUGCGUGCCUACACUCUCAACCAAUCAGGGCUUCUCUCUGCCAGUCUGUGUGACAACAAACUCGAUGCAUCUGUGCAGUGCGUUUCUAUGUGGACACAAGGAUCCACAACCGGUAGAAACAAAGAUGUUUGUCUUUGGGAGAAACAGGACAUGGUGUGUGUGUGUGUGUGUGUGUGUGUGUGUGUUUGUGUGUGUACUGUUUAGUUUGAGAUGCAUUGCACAUUAAUUUAACCUGGACGCCACUGUAGUGUACGUUAAAUUGCAGAUCCAGAUCAACAUGGAGCCCCAACUCUCUUCCUGUCUAACUGUCCUCUUCCUGUCUCCUCCAGUGCAUCCCCACAUCCAGAGAACUGCAGACCUAUACUCUUCCAGCCUCCAAUGCUGGACUUCCAUGAACAGUAAGUACCUGACUAGUACCUAGUAAGUACUAGUAAGUACCUGACUCAAAACAUGCCUUAAUAACCUCAUCAAAACAUGCCUUACUAACCUCCUCAAAACAUGCCUUACUAACCUCAUCAAAACAUGCCUUACUAACCUCCUCAAAACAUGCCUUAAUAACCUCCUCAAAACAUGCCUUAAUAACCUCAUCAAAACAUGCCUUACUAACCUCCUCAAAACAUGCCUUACUAACCUCCUCAAAACAUGCCUUACUAACCUCCUCAAAACAUGCCUUACUAACCUCAUCAAAACAUGCCUUACUAACCUCAUCAAAACAUGCCUUACUAACCUCCUCAAAACAUGCCUUACUAACCUCCUCAAAACAUGCCUUACUAACCUCCUCAAAACAUGCCUUACUAACCUCAUCAAAACAUGCCUUACUAACCUCAUCAAAACAUGCCUUAAUAACGUCCUCAAAACAUGCCUUACUAACCUCCUCAAAACAUGCCUUACUAACCUCAUCAAAACAUGCCUUACUAACCUCCUCAAAACAUGCCUUACUAACCUCCUCAAAACAUGCCUUAAUAACCUCCUCAAAACAUGCCUUACUAACCUCAUCAAAACAUGCCUUAAUAACGUCCUCAAAACAUGCCUUACUAACCUCCUCAAAACAUGCCUUACUAACCUCCUCAAAACAUGCCUUAAUAACCUCCUCAAAACAUGCCUUAAUAACCUCAUCAAAACAUGCCUUACUAACCUCCUCAAAACAUGCCUUACUAACCUCAUCAAAACAUGCCUUACUAACCUCAUCAACAUGCCUUACUAACCUCAUCAAAACAUGCCUUACUAACCUCAUCAAAACAUGCCUUACUAACCUCAUCAAAACAUGCCUUAAUAACCUCAUCAAAACAUGCCUUACUAACCUCCUCAAAACAUGCCUUAAUAACCUCCUCAAAACAUGCCUUAAUAACCUCCUCAAAACAUGCCUUACUAACCUCCUCAAAACAUGCCUUACUAACCUCCUCAAAACAUGCCUUAAUAACGUCCUCAAAACAUGCCUUACUAACCUCAUCAAAACAUGCCUUACUAACCUCAUCAAAACAUGCCUUACUAACCUAAUCAAAACAUGCCUUAAUAACCUCCUCAAAACAUGCCUUACUAACCUCCUCAAAACAUACCUUACUAACCAUGUCAUUACAGAGGAGGACAGGGAAACCUGUCAUAUAAUGAAUCACUGUCACAAAGAAAGGAAGGGUGACACACCCCCAGGCCGUUGGUAUUCUCCAUUAUGUCAGUAUGCCGUUGGUAUUCUCCAUUAUGUCAGUAUGCCGUUGGUAUUCUCCAUUAUGUCAGUAUGCCGUUGGUAUUCUCCAUUAUGUUAGUAUGCCGUUGAUAUUCUCAGUUAUGUCAGUAUGCCGUUGAUAUUCUCCAUUAUGUCAGUAUGCCGUUGAUAUUCUCCAUUAUGUCAGUAAGCUGUUGUAUUGAUGAUAAUGUAGACCUACAGCUUCACCUGGAAUGCUUUCCAAUAGUCUUGAAGGAGUUCCCACAUAUGCUGAGCACAUGUUGGCUGCUUUUCCUUCACUCUGCCGUCCGACUCAUCCCAAACCAUCUCAAUUUGGUUGAGGUCGGGGGAUUGUGGAGGCCAGGUCAUCUGAUGCAGCACUCCAUCACUCUCCUUCUUGGUAAAAUAUCCCUUACACAGCUUGGAGGUGUGUUGGGUCAUUAAGCCCAAACCAGAUGGGAUGGCGUAUCGCUGCAGAAUGCUGUGGUAGCCAUGCUGGUUAAGUGUGCCUUGAAUUCUAAAUAAAUCACAGACAGUAUCACCAGAAAAGCACCCAAACACCAUAACACCUCCUCCUCCAUGCUUUACGGUGGGAAAUACACAUGCGGAGAUCAUCUGUUCAUCCACACCGCGUCUCACAAAGACACGGCGGUUGGAACCAAAAUCUCCAAAUUGGACUCCAGACCAAAGACACAUUUCCACUGGUCUAAUGUCCAUUGCUCAUGUUUCUUGGCCCAAGCAGGUCUCUUCUUAUUAUUGAUGUCCUUUAGUAGUGGUUUCUUUGCAGCAAUUCGACCAUGAACGCCUGAUUCACACAGUCCCCUCUGAACAGUUGAUGUUGAGAUGUGUCUGUGACUUGAGCUCUGUGAAGCAUUUAUUUGGGCUGCAAUUUCUGAGGCUGGUAACUCUAAUGAACCUAUCCUCUGCAGCGGAGGUAACUCUGGGUCUUCCAUUCCUGUGGCGGUCCUCAUGAGAGCCAGUUUCAUCAUAGCGCUUGAUGGUUUUUGUGACUGCACUUGAAGAAACUUCAAAAGUUCUUGAAAUUUUCCUAAUUGACUGACCUUCAUGUCUUAAAGUAAUGAUGGACUGUCGUUUCUCUUUGCUUAUUUGAGCUGUUCUUGCCAUAAUAUGGACUUGGUCUUUUACCAAAUAGGGCUAUCUUCUGUAUACCCCCCCUACCUUGUCACAACACAACUGAUUGGCUCAAACACAUUAACUUUUAAGAAGGCACACCUGUUAAUUGAAAUGCAUUCCAGGUGACUACCUCAUGAAGCUGGUUGAGAGAAUGCCAAGAGUGUGCAAAGCUGUCAUCAAGGCAAAGGGUGGCUAUUUGAAGAAUCUCAAAAAUAACAUAUAUUUUAAUUUGUUUAACACUUUUUUGGUUACUACAUGAUUCCAUAAUUGUUAUUUUAUAGUUUUGAUGUCUUCACUAUUAUUCUACAAUGUAAAAAUAAAGAAAAACCCUUGAAUGAGUAGGUGUGUCCAAACUUUUGACUGGUACUGUAUAUAAAACUUUAUUGAUGAGUCAUGAAGAUUUUAUCAUGUUAUUUGUCCUUCCUUACACAUUUGUUCUUUCCGCUUUUUCUCUAGGCCUGUUGGGAUGGCAAAAAUGGAAAAGGUUUACUUGAAUAAUCCCACCUCAGAAGAAAUUGGUUUUGUUUCAAUAUCAGCGACAACAGCACAUUUCCAUGCAUCAUUUUUCCAGAAUAGGGUAAGUUAUUAGGCCUAUAAGAAUCACAUGAUAAAUAUAAUAUCGACAAAUUGUGUGUAAUGUGAGGACACUGAGCCUGUGGCCAUGGAGACAAAUGGUGAUGUCAGACUUCCUGUAAAAAAACGCUUAAAAUCGAAGCGUAGAACUGCUGAGCUUGCUCUUGUGAGAGACUUGACACAUCUGGUCUCGCUCGGGGGUGAGUAGUAACAGGUUGUGCUGCUUAUAACCAGCUUUUACUUUGACAUGUGACAGGCCAAAGAAGGGUGUCUCCUACGGCUUGCUGCACCUCUGAUUGUGGAGCCCUUUACACAUAUUAUAGAUCUAUCCGUUCUCUUUGAUAUUAUUCCAAAUCGGUCUAGCCCAGGGGUGUCAAACUCAUUUUAGCUCAGGGGCCACAUGGAGGAAAAUCUAUUCCCAAGUGGGCCGGACCGGAAAAAUCAUGGUGUAUAUAUAUAACUUAAAAACAACAACUUCAGAUUGUUUUCUUUGUUUUAAUACGAUCAACAUACAACAUAAAGCUGGAGCCUGAGGACAGUGUGUCCAAAAUAGUACAAGUACAACAUCACUAUUAAUCAUAAAACACGUCAAGUUUAUUUGAAAAUUCUAAAGAAAAAUAACAAACAACUGUUUCACGGAUCACAGAACUAUAUCAGGGUGUCAUUUCUCAGGCAGAAAUGUAGAUAAAAAUUAUGAAAUCCUGUUUCCCAAACAAGUGCAAGAACCACAGAGUCAAGAAUAGGUUAAAUAUACAAAUAAAAUCAAUUAAAAGCUGCAUCACCACCGGCAAGUUGCGUCUCCCACAAUGACAGCUUCAACUUGAAAGAACGUAUGCUGUCAUAAUACUGCGUGACAACUUUGUUGCGCCCUUGCAGCUGUUUGUUCAAGUUAUUCAGGUGCUCUGUAACAUCCACCAUAAAUGCAAGGUCCUGCAUCCAUUCUGCGGAAUGAAAUUCUAACACUGGUUUGCCCUUUUCUUCCAUGAACUGUUCAAUUUCUUCUCGUAAAUCAAAGUAACGCCUCAGCACAGCACCUCGGCUUAACCAUCUUACCUCAGUGUGGUAUGGCAGGCCAUAGAUGUGGUCUUUCUCUCUGAGAAGGCUGUCAAACUGACGGUGAUUCAGGCUUCUGGAUCGGAUGAAAUUAACAGUUUGGAUGACCACCUUCAUGACGUUAUCCAUCUUUAAUGACUUGCAACACAAAACCUCCUGGUGCAAAAUACAGUGAAAAGUAAAAAAAAUCACGUCCUCCAUUUGCAGAUUGCACUUUCUCUCUGAACUUUGUCACAACGCCUGCUUUUUUUCCCGAUCAUUGAGGGCGCACCAUCUGUAGCCAGGCUGACAGCGCGGGACCAGUCCACUCCGACCCUGUCCAGCGCGCCGACGAGUGCGGUAAAAAUAUCAGCUGCAGUCGUUGUAUCUGUCAUCGGCACCAACUCCACGAACUCCUCGGUGACGGUCAGUGUCAUCAACUCCGCGGAUGAAAAUGGCCAGUUGUGCAACAUCUGUAAUGUCCGUGCUUUCAUCAAUUGCAACCGAAAACGCAAUAAAUGACUUUACUUUUUGCUUCAACUGGCUGUCCAAAUCCACUGAAAGAUCGGAAAUCCUGUCUGCAACUGUGUUUCUUGUCAGGCUGAUAUUUGCAAAAGCCUGCCGCUUUUCAGGGCACACAAUCUCCGCUGCCUUCAUCAUGCAUGUUUUUACAAAUUCACCCUCACUAAAUGGUUUUGAAGCCACUGCGAUUUCAUUAGCAAUGAGGUAGCUAGCUUUCACUGCAGCGUCACUGAUGUCUCGGCUGUGAGUAAACACAGACUGCUGUUUCUUCAGACCCACCAACAGUUCAUUCACCUUCUCUCAUCUCCGCUGUCCUUGAAAGUUGUCAUAUUUGUCGGCAUGAAGACUCACAUAGUGGCGACGAAGGUUAUAUUCUUUCAGCACUGCAACAUGCUCUGAACACACCAAACAUACAGCUUUCCCAUUCAAUUCCGUGAAUAAAUAGGAUUACCAUUUUUCUUGGAACACUCUGCACUCUGCGUCCACUUUUCUCUUUUUUGACAGAGACAUAUUGGGGCAAUGAGGGUGCCAAAGCACAUAAUGUUAAAAGUAGAAGCCGUAAUAAAUAUAGCGGGCAAAACAAAGUAGCUCAUUGGCUGCACAUGCUUGACCUACUUGCUCUGCCCCGGUAUAAACAGUUUGCUUGCUUAACACAAUUGCUAUUGCGCCAUUCAGUGGACGCAAUUGGAACAGCAGUUUAUUUUAUUGAAUUUUUUUUAUACUUUCCAAAUAAUAAUAAUAAUAAUUAUUAUUAUUUUUUUAAUCAUCUCGCGGGCCGGAUUAAACCCGUUUGCGGGCCUGAUGCGGGCCGGACGUUUGACACCCCUGGUCUAGACCAAAGCGGCCUGCGGCUGGUUAAAAAAUUACCUGCACAACAGAAGUCGGUGUAUAUCUGCUGAUGGAAUUCAGUCUAAUUUUCAUUUUUUGUAUUUUAUAUUUUAUUUGGUAUUUUAUAAAAAAUACUACACAUACAAAUGACAACAUCAUACAAAUAUCAACUACAUCACCCUGCCCAGACCCACUAGCUCACCCCCAUCUCCAUCAACUACAUCACCCUGCCCAGACCCACUAGUUCCCCCCAUCUCCAUCAACUACAUCACCCUGCCCAGACCCACCAGCUCCCCCCAUCUCUAGAUCAACUACAUCACCCUGCCCAGACCCACUAGCUCCCCCCAUCUCCAGAUCAACUACAUCACCCUGCCCAGACCCACUAGCUCCCCCAUCUCCAUCAACUACAUCACCCUGCCCAGACCCACUAGCUCCCCCCCAUCUCUAGAUCAACUACAUCACCCUGCCCAGACCCACUAGCUCCCCCCAUCUCCAUCAACUACAUCACCCUGCCCCGACCCACCAGCUCCCCCAUCUCCAUCAACUACAUCACCCUGCCCAGACCCACUAGGUCCCCCAUCUCCAGAUCAACUACAUCACCCUGCCCAGACCCACCAGCUCCCCCCAUCUCCAUCAACUACAUCACCCUGCCCCGACCCACUAGCUCCCCCCAUCUCCAGAUCAACUACAUCACCCAGCCCAGACCCACUAGCUCCCCCAUCUCCAGAUCAACUACAUCACCCUGCCCAGACCCACUAGCUCCCCCAUCUCCAGAUCAACUACAUCACCCUGCCCAGACCCACUAGCUCCCCCAUCUCCAGAUCAACUACAUCACCCUGCCCAGACCCACUAGCUCCCCCCAUCUCCAGAUCAACUACAUCACCCUGCCCAGACCCACUAGCUCCCCCCAUCUCCAUCAACUACAUCACCCUGCCCAGACCCACUAGCUCCCCCAUCUCCAUCAACUACAUCACCCUGCCCAGACCCACUAGCUCCCCCCAUCUCCAGAUCAACUACAUCACCCUGCCCAGACCCACUAGCUCCCCCAUCUCCAUCAACUACAUCCCCCUGCCCAGACCCAUUAGCUCCCCCAUCUCCAGAUCAACUACAUCACCCUGCCCAGACCCACUAGCUCCUCCAUCAACUACAUCACCCUGCCCAGACCCACUAGCUCCCCCCAUCUCCAUCAACUACAUCACCCUGCCCAGACCCACUAGCUCCCCCAUCUCCAUCAACUACAUCACCCUGCCCAGACCCACUAGCUCCCCCCAUCUCCAUCAACUACAUCACCCUGCCCAGACCCACUAGCUCCCCCAUCUCCAGAUCAACUACAUCACCCUGCCCAGACCCACUAGCUCCCCCAUCUCCAGAUCAACUACAUCACCCUGCCCAGACCCACUAGCUCCCCCCAUCUCCAGAUCAACUACAUCACCCUGCCCAGACCCACUAGCUCCCCAUCUCCAUCAACUACAUCACCCUGCCCAGACCCACUAGCUCCCCCCAUCUCCAUCAACUACAUCACCCUGCCCAGACCCACUAGCUCCCCAUCUCCAUCAACUACAUCACCCUGCCCAGACCCACUAGCUCCCCAUCUCCAUCAACUACAUCACCCUGCCCCGACCCACUAGCUCCCCCCAUCUCCAUCAACUACAUCACCCUGCCCAGACCCACUAGCUCCCCCAUCUCCAUCAACUACAUCACCCUGCCCAGACCCACUAGCUCCCCCAUCUCCAUCAACUACAUCACCCUGCCCAGACCCACUAGCUCCCCCAUCUCCAUCAACUACAUCACCCUGCCCAGACCCACCUGCUCACACCCCCAUCUCCAGAUCAACUACAUCACCCUGCCCAGACUCACUAGCUCCCCCCAUCUCCAGAUCAACUACAUCACCCUGCCCAGACCCACUAGCUCCCCCCAUCUCCAGCGCCCGCAUCACUCUCCGCCACAUGGCCUCAAACUGCACCAUUUUGUUUCUCUCCUUAGCCCAUGCACUUUCAAUAUUUUAAAUAAUAAAUCAUAUAAUUUUUCCAUUGUGUUAAAGAUGGAGGAUUGAUUGAUUUCCACGUUUUUAGUAUACGUUUUUUCAAUUUGAGAGAUGAGAAGCGAUCGUCCAAUCAAUCGGGUAUCUCACUACACCCCCAUAUGCCAUAUCUUGAAAUAUGCAGACAGACGGAUUAAAAGUACAUUUACAUUGUAAUACUUCUGACAGCAAACUUUUUAGCUCCGCCCACAGCCUCUGGACUUUAUAGCGUUCCCAGAAAGCAUGGAUUAUUAAGUAAUUGUUAGUUUUACACUUGAGACAUGACUCUGCCGUUGUGCUGUAAAAUGUGUGAAUUUUGUCUCUUGUAUAAUACUUUCUAUACAUUAGUUUAUACCGGAUUAAGCAUACAUUUUCGUUAACUGUAAUUUCGUCAGUUAUGCUCCAACAUUCCUUCCAUCUUGUGCCAACACCAGUUAUUUUUAAGUCUCGGUUCCAAUAGUUUAUAUUUUUUUUCUAAGAGGUUGUCAGUUGGAUCGGCUCUCUGUAAGGUUUUGUAUGUCUUCCCUAUCAUAUGAACAUCCUUUUCUGACUCAAAUAAGAUUCCUUCAAGGUUGUCCUGACGUCCAAAAGAUUGCAAAUCAACAUUUCGUGAUAUGUAACCAUCUCCACUGGUCAGUCCAAAAUGACUUUUUAAUUCUGUCAUGGAAAUAAAUGAUACGAUAGAAGUCAGCGAAUAUCUGCUGAUGGUGUUCAGUCUAAUUUUCUAAACAUAACCAAAGGAGUGUCACAAGUCUCAAUACUAGGCCCUUAACUGUUCACUGUUUACAUUAAUAAUGUUGGUUUGUCCCUGGCUAAUAAGAACUGGGGUGGAUAUUUAUUCCAUUAACGACCUUCAGCUUGGCUUUGAUUCAAUUCAAGAAUCCCUCACCGAUCAUAAAUGAGUGCUAAAUGUUGAUAAAAACCAUGUCUGUGUUCCCCAGGUGUCGUAGAAUUGACCCAAAAUACCUGCGUAUCUGCACCUUGAAGUGAGCCCAAAUUGAGCUAGUCCCUCAUAAGUAUUUAGGUAUUUGGAUUGAUGAUAAGCUGUCUUUUUAAAAUACACAUUGAAAAACUAACAAAGAGGCUGAGAAUUAAGAUCGUUUUUUAUUUUUUAUAUAGAAAUAAAUCCUACCUUUCUUUUGAAAACAGGAGUAGUAUUGUUCUGGCAUCGCUCCUCCCAGUACUUGACUAUGGUGAUAUAAUCUACAUGCAAGCAGCAACCUUUACAUUCAGUCUAUCACUCAGCCCUGCAUUUUAUCACUGGAGACAAUUUUUGUACACAUAAUUUCCGUUGAUAUAGUUCUGUUGGCUGGGAGCCUCUGACUACCAGAAGGGUCCAACGGUGGCUGCUAUUUGUAUAUAAAGCAGUUCUCCAGAAACUCCCACACUAACUCACUUCACUCAAUGGGAAAUCCAGCCACCACAAGACUCGCUCUCAAGACUGGUUGGUUCUUCAGGUCUCCACAGAGUCUGGGAAGAUUGCUUUUAUACCAAACAAAAAUAUAAACGCAACAUGUAAAGAGUUCAAUGUUUCAUGAGCUGAAAUAAAAGGUCCCAGAAAUGUUCCAUACACACAAAAAAGCUUAUUUAUCUCAGAUUCUGUGCACAAAUUUGUUUACAUCCCUGUUAGUGAGCAUUUCUCCUUUGCCAAGAUAAUCCAUCCACCUGACAGGUGUGGCAUAUCAAGAAGCUGAUUAAACAGCAUAAUCAUUACACAGGUGCACCUUGUGCUGGGGACAAUAAAAGGCCACUCUAAAAUGUGCAGUUUUGUCACACAACACAAUGCCGUAGAUGUCUCAAGUUUUGAGGGAGCGUUUAAUUGGCAUGCUGACUGCAGGAAUGUCCACCAGAGCGGUUGCCAGAGAAUUUGUAAGUUUCUUUACCAUAAGCCUCCAAUAUUGUUUUAGAGAAUUUGGCAGUAUGUCCAACCUGCCUCACAACCACAGACCACGUGUAACCACGCCAGCUCAGGACCUCCACAUCCUGCUUCUUCACCUGCAGGAUCAUCUGAGACCAGCCGCCCUGACAGCUGAUGAAACUGUGGGUUUGCACAACCAAAGAAUUUCUGCACAGACUGUCAGAAACCGUCUCAGGGAAGCUCAUCUGCGUGCUCGUCGUCCUCACCAGGGUCUUGACCUGACUUCAGUUCGGCGUCGAAACCGACUUCAGUGGGCAAAUGCUCACCUUCGAUGGCCACUGGCACGAUGGCGAAGUGUGCUCUUCACGGAUGAAUCCCAGUUUCAUUUCUAUCAGGCAGAUGGCAGUUCGGGGACUAUGGAAUGUGGUGAAGGAGAACUGCACUUGUUUUGAUUUUGGUAUUUUAAAUGUCGCGUUUGAAUUUGAUUUGUAAUGUUUAAUUGUGCAUUUUAUAGUGUUGUAUUGAGACUGAUCGUGUUGUUUUAUUGUUCCCCAGAGUCCCCUGGCGUCCCCUGGUUAAAUAAAGGUUAAAUAAAAUGACAUGAUUUGUGUGUCGUCACCACAGUGAUCACACCGUGGUGAAGAACAGGGUCCUGGUGGUACUGUGGUGUAUAGGCAGAAAUGAAGCCAGAGGAAGAAGCCUUGAGUAACAUGCUGUGUAAAAUAGCUCUACAUUAACCCAGUCUGAGUCACUACCCUAUUCCUAUAGACAAAGGUCCUGCUCAGUUACUGUUCUGUACUUGGUCAUCCUAGGUCAAAUGUGUUGUUGGAGACUGGACAGUAGCUAAAUGUUGCACAAUGGCAUUGUUUUAAAUUUGUUCAAGCUUAGCCAACUGCUAAUGUUUCAUUGGAUAAUGUAACCAAAUGGUAAUGACUACGUCCAAAAUGGCACCCUAUUCCCUAAUAGUACGCUACCUUUGUCCAGAGCCCUAUGGGUCCAGAGCUUUAUGGGUCCAGAGCCCUAUCUAUGGGUCCAGAGCCCUAUGGGUCCAGAGCCCUAUCUAUGGGUCCAGAGCCCUAUCUAUGGGUCCAGAGCCCUAUCUAUGGGUCCAGAGCCCUAUCUAUGGGUCCAGAGCCCUAUGGGUCCAGAGCCUUAUGGGUCCAGAGCUUUAUGGGUCCAGAGCCUUAUGGGUCCAGAGCUUUAUGGGUCCAGAGCCCUAUCUAUGGGUCCAGAGCCCUAUGGGUCCAGAGCCCUAUGGGUCCAGAGCCCUAUGGGUCCAGAGCCUUAUGGGUCCAGAGCCCUAUCUAUGGGUCCAGAGCUUUAUGGGUCCAGAGCCCUAUCUAUGGGUUCAGAGCCCUAUGGGUCCAGAGCCCUAUCUAUGGGUCCAGAGCCCUAUCUAUGGGUCCAGAGCCCUAUCUAUGGGUCCAGAGCCCUAUCUAUGGGUCCAGAUCCCUAUCUAUGGGUCCAGAGCCCUAUCUAUGGGUCCAGAGCCUUAUGGGUCCAGAGCCCUAUCUAUGGGUCCAGAGCCCUAUCUAUGAAACCCCACCUCUUUAAGGAAUACCUGGGAUAGUAUAAAGUAAUCCUUCUACCCCCCCCCCCCCCCCCCCCCCCAAAAAAAACAAAAAAAACAAACAAACAUUGUAAAGUGGUUAUCCCACUGGCUAUAAGGUGAAUGCACCAAUUUGUAAGUCGCUCUGGAUAAGAGCGUCUGCUAAAUGACGUAAAUGUAAUGUCAAUGUAUGGGCCCUGGUCAAAGGUAGUGCACUAUAAAGGGAAAAGGGUGCCAUUUGGGAUAGAACCAUAGAAUGUAUCCUCUGAUGAUGUAACCACCUGAUAAUGUUCCAUCCAAUGUGACCACCUGAUAAUGUUCCAUCCAAUGUGACCAGCUGAUAAUGUUCCAUCCAAUGUGACCACCUGAUAAUGUUCCAUCCAAUGUGACCACCUGAUAAUGUUCCAUCCAAUGUGAUCAGCCUCCUCUGAUAAUGUAGCUAACUGAUGAUUUUUCUCUUUCUGUUCCAGAUAAUCCCACCAGGGGGGAACACGUCAUUUGACGUCCUGUUUCUCGCCAGGGGAGUAGGGAACAUAGAACGUCCUGUUUCUCGCCAGGGGAGUAGGGAACAUAGAACGUCCUGUUUCUCGCCAGGGGAGUAGGGAACAUAGAACGUCCUGUUUCUCGCCAGGGGAGUAGGGAACAUAGAACGUCCUGUUUCUCGCCAGGGGAGUAGGGAACAUAGAACGUCCUGUUUCUCGCCAGGGGAGUAGGGAACAUAGAACGUCCUGUUUCUCGCCAGGGGAGUAGGGAACAUAGAACGUCCUGUUUCUCGCCAGGGGAGUAGGGAACAUAGAACGUCCUGUUUCUCGCCAGGGGAGUAGGGAACAUAGAACGUCCUGUUUCUCGCCAGGGGAGUAGGGAACAUAGAACGUCCUGUUUCUCGCCAGGGGAGUAGGGAACAUAGAACGUCCUGUUUCUCGCCAGGGGAGUAGGGAACAUAGAACGUCCUGUUUCUCGCCAGGGGAGUAGGGAACAUAGAAAAUACUUUAUUUAUUAAUAUGUCGCAUCAUGGAGUGUUUACAUACCAGGUACUGUAGAGGCGUGUUCCAAACGGCACCCUAUUCCCUACAUAGUGCACUACCCUUUGACUAGGUUCCAUAGGGCUCUGGUCUAAAGUAGUGCACUAUGUAGGGAAUAGGGUGCCUUUUUAGGACGCCACCAUAAACACAAUAUCCAGUUAAUGGGCUAUUCCUUCAAAUGAAAAGCGAAAGAUGUAAACAGUAGGUUGAUUGAUUGAUAACCUUGUGGUCUGUCCUCUUGUGUUUUCAGGUGUUUGGGGUGGGCAUCCCCAACCCCAUCCCCUCCAGACUACGGCCCUUCAUCGGGGCCAGAGUCCCUGUUAACGGCAGCUUCUCUCCACUCAUUAACAUCCACAACCCUCACGGUGAACCACUGCAGGUAAACAUUACAUUUACAUUUUAGUCAUUUAGCAGACGCUCUUAUCCAGAGCGACUUACAGUUAGUGCAUACAAUUUUUCAUACUGGCCCCCCGUGGGAAUCGAACCCACAACCCUGUCGUUGCAAACGCCAUGCUCUACCAACUGAGCUACAUCCCUGCCGGCCAUUCCCUCCCCUACCCUGGACGACGCUGGGCCAGUUGUGCGCCGCCCCAUGGGUCUCCCGGUCGCGGCCGGCUACGACAGAGCCUGGAUUCAAACCAGUAUCUCUAGUGGCACAGCUAGCACUGCGAUGCAGUGCCUUAGACCAUGUCUUAAACAUGUCUAUUAUGCGUCUCUAUGGUAACCACCAUCCACUUUAAGGAAUACCUGAGAUAGUAUAAAGUAAUCCUUCUACCCCCCCCCCCAAAAAAAUAAAAAUAAAAAAUAUAUUGUAAAGUGGUUGUCCCACUGGCUAUAAGGUGAAUGCACCAAUUUGUAAGUGGCUCUGGAUAAGAGCGUCUGCUAAAUGAUGUAAAAGGAUAAGCUACACUAAAGUAGCUCCGAGGCAAUAAUUAAUUUACCAACGUUUUGACAGCAAGCUGUCUUAGUUAGGGUAUCAUGAACCACCAUCCACUAACAAUCUAUCAAUAACAUAACAUCCACAAACCACUACGGGCCAGUUUCCCAGACACAGAUUAAGCCCGGACAAAGAAACCCUUUCAGUGGUAAUUGAACACGUCGGGGGGGGAACCUUCCCUAACAGUUUAUCUAAUCAAUGUGUCCAGUUGAUUAGGUUUGAGACUUGAGUCAUUGAUUGUUAGGGUUUGAAAUAGUUUAGGUCACUUAGUGUAUUCUGGUUAGUUAUAAUGUGAUCUCUGGUGGACAGACACAGAAACGGAAAGGGACUGCAGAUCUGUCAUGAUACAACGGCGGAAAGGGACUGCGGAUCUGUCAUGAUACAACGGCGGAAAGGGACUGCGGAUCUGUCAUGAUACAACGGCGGAAAGGGACUGCGGAUCUGUCAUGAUACAACGGCGGAACGGGACCUGCGGAUCCGUCAAACGGGAAGGAUGGAUCUGUCAUGAUACAACGGCGGAAAAGGGACUGCCCAGAUCUGUCAUGAUACAACGGCGGAAAGGGACUGCGGAUCCGUCAUGAUACAACGGGAUGAGUGACAUCAGCAGCAUUAGCUCGGGUUUUUCCUCACUGGUUAUUUGGACAAAUCACGAUUUCACAGGUGUUAGCAUCUUUUGAUUUUCAGAAGGGGAGGGGAUAUUUGGCCGUAACUUCUCAUAAACCCUUUCCACUCACAGCCCCUGUCAUUCCCUGUCAACCCAGUGGCUGUACAGUGACAUGCUAUACAUGACAUCAGAGUUCUCCGGUACACAGCUCUGUGUUGGUUUUGACUGACAGCCGUUAUAAAUUUGAGCACAAGAAGUUGCCACCAUCCCUCCUGCUAAUUGGGCUACUUCUGCACAUUUGUUGUCUGAUUGAGGUAAAUGCUGUAAAUGGAGGGGAGAGGAUGUGUUCUGACCGAUGAGACGCUGAGGAUGCUGUAAAUUGAGAGGAGAGGAUGUUGUUUCUGACCGAUGAGACGUUGAGGAUGCUGUAAAUGGAGAGGAGAGGAUGUGUUCUGACAGAUGAGACGUUGAGGAUGCUGUAAAUGGAGAGGAGAGGAUGUGUUCUGACCGAUGAGACGUUGAGGAUGCUGUAAAUGGAGAGGAGAGGAUGUGUUCUGACCGAUGAGACGUUGAGGAUGCUGUAAAUGGAGAGGAGAGGAUGUGUUCUGACAGAUGAGACGUUGAGGAUGCUGUAAAUGGAGAGGAGAGGAUGUGUUCUGACCGAUGAGACGUUGAGGAUGCUGUAAAUGGAGAGGAGAGGAUGUGUUCUGACCGAUGAGAUGCUGUAAAUGGAGGGGAGAGGAUGUGUUCUGACAGAUGAGACGUUGAGGAUGCUGUAAAUGGAGAGGAGAGGAUGUGUUCUGACAGAUGAGACGUUGAGGAUGCUGUAAAUGGAGAGGAGAGGAUGUGUUCUGACAGAUGAGACGUUGAGGAUGCUGUAAAUGGAGAGGAGAGGAUGUGUUCUGACAGAUGAGACGUUGAGGAUGCUGUAAAUGGAGGGGAGAGGAUGUGUUCUGACAGAUGAGACGUUGAGGAUGCUGUAAAUGGAGAGGAGAGGAUGUGUUCUGACCGAUGAGACGUUGAGAUGCUGUAAAUGGAGAGGAGAGGAUGUGUUCUGACAGAUGAGACGUUUGAGGAUGCUGUAAAUGGAGAGGAGAGGAUGUGUUCUGACCGAUGAGACGUUGAGGAUGCUGUAAAUGGAGAGGAGAGGAUGUGUUCUGACCGAUGAGAUGCUGAGGAUGCUGUAAAUGGAGAGGAGAGGAUGUGUUCUGACAGAUGAGAUGCUGAGGAUGCUGUAAAUGGAGAGGAGAGGAUGUGUUCUGACAGAUGAGAUGCUGAGGAUGCUGUAAAUGGAGAGGAGAGGAUGUGUUCUGACAGAUGAGAUGCUGAGGAUGCUGUAAAUGGAGAGGAGAGGAUGUGUUCUGACAGAUGAGACGUUGAUGAUUAUAAUAAAUCCCGUUUUGAUGUCAUACAAGCAAACCAAACACCCAUGAGUCCAAAUGUGCGCUUCACAUUUCCAUAUCUGAAAACUCAUGUCAUUUACAGGAUCAACGUUUAUGAUCGCUAUGUUUGAUCCACAGUUACAAGGAUGACUUGUUAUACCCUGGGUUGCCCUGAACAGAAUGAGCCUGUUUGUCGUAUUGGGAAGUAAAUUAUCUGCAGAACACGCACUUCAAUGCACUAAUGACCAAAAUUACAAUCUAUUUGUCUGAAGUGCCUUUUGAAAGCCUAACACUGUAAGAUCGUAUUUUAUAAAUUAGCUAGGCAUGUUGGCAGCAGAAUACGCUUCCAAAUGAUGCCCACCUGACCCAGAUUGUGAUUUCUAAUGGAAUGUUUUUGGAUUGCGUAAACAACAACAGUAAUUGUGUGGUGGUGGGGAUGCAGGACUGUGUUCCUAACAAAAAACUACACGUUUGCUGGCUUCAGUUCCUCAAUGGCAAAGCUAAGAGCGCUCCAGACAGCACCUUCUAGUUGAAGGCUCUUUCCUGGAGUCAUGACUUAGGACCUGCACAGUUAGGAGAGGUGUGGCCACCUGGAGACACCAGUUAGUCCUCUCACUGAAACCCACAGUUAGGAGAGGUGUGGCCACCUGGAGACACCAGUUAGUCCUCUCACUGAAACCCACAGUUAGGAGAGGUGUGGCCACCUGGAGACACCAGUUAGACCUCUCACUCAAACCCACAGUUAGGAGAGGUGUGGCCACCUGGAGACACCAGUUAGACCUCUCACUCAAACCCACAGUUAGGAGAGGUGUGGCCACCUGGAGACACCAGUUAGACCUCUCACUCAAACCCACAGUUAGGAGAGGUGUGGCCACCUGGAGACACCAGUUAGACCUCUCACUCAAACCCACAGUUAGGAGAGGUGUGGCCACCUGGAGACACCAGUUAGACCUCUCACUCAAACCCACAGUUAGGAGAGGUGUGGCCACCUGGAGACACCAGUUAGACCUCUCACUCAAACCCACAGUUAGGAGAGGUGUGGCCACCUGGAGACACCAGUUAGACCUCUCACUCAAACCCACAGUUAGGAGAGGUGUGGCCACCUGGAGACACCAGUUAGACCUCUCACUCAAACCUUUGUAAUAGUAUUUUAUUAUCCUACACGUACUCCAAAGAAUUGUAUGAAUAUUCGUAUUGUACUGAACAAAAAUAUAAAUGGAACAUGUAAAGUGCAAUGGAUCAGUCCACUGAGACAGGAGCCAAUCAGACGGCUGUCUUGUGCACCAUGUAAUGUAAUAUAUAUAUAUAUAUAUAUAUAUAUAUAUAUAUAAUAUAUAUCUAUUUCUAUCUGACUGCUGGACUAAAGAUAUCUCAGUCGACCAACAGCCUAUCGACCAAACAAUCGACCUGUCGACUAAAUGGGGUCAGCCCUAUUUGGGAUGCUCUGUAUCGACGUGUGGCUCAGUUGGUAGAGCAUGGCACUUGCAACGCUAGGGUUGUGGGUUCGAUUCCCACAAGGGAACCAGUACGAACAAAUACGAAAAAUGUAUGCACUCACUAAUGUAAGUCGCUCUGGAUAAUAGCAUUUGCUAAAUGACUAAAAUGUAAAUGUCCACCAAUUUCACACAGCCAUUGAAGAGGAGUGGGACAACAUUCCACAGGCCACAAUUAACAGCCUGAUCAACUCUAUGUGAAGGAGAUGUGUCGCGCUGCAUGAGGCAAAUGGUCACACCAGAUACUGACUGGUUUUCUGAUCCACGCCCCUACCUUUCUUUUAAAGGUAUCUGUGACCAACAGAUGCAUAUCUGUAUUCCCAGGCAUGUGAAAUCCAUAGAUUAGGGCCUAAUGAAUUUAUUUCAAUUGACUGAUUUCCUUAUAUGAACUGUAACUCAGUAAAAUUGUUGCAUGUUGCGUUUUAUAUUUUAGUAACUGAAUGUAUCCAGAGUAUUUUCAGAUUUCGUUAUCAACAAAUGCUGUGAAAAGUACAGUAGAUAUAAAAUCAACAGUGUAAUGUUUGGAUCCAGUCUUGUGUCAGGUGACCUGUUGUGUCCUCACCUUUUCGGUCUAAUAAUUUACCCAUAAUCCCCAAAGUGUUCUCUUUCGAUUGUCAUGGUUCUGUUAGGAACGUUUCAAUAGGUCCGUUUCCUGGCGUUUAAGAGGUUAACACGUAUGGGAACUUACUCUAGCAUUUGACCAAUUACGCAAGUCUUUAGUUUCUGUGUUAACUGAGAUUUAGUUACAGUAUAAUGGGAUAAUGUGAUGUUUACCUGCAGGUUGUGGAGAUGUUCUCCCGUGGUUACAGUAUAAUGGGAUAAUGUGAUUUUACCUGCAGGUUGUGGAGAUGUUCUCCAGUGGUUACAGUAUAAUGUGAUGUUUACCUGCAGGUUGUGGAGAUGUUCUCCCGUGGUUACAGUAUAAUGGGAUAAUGUGAUGUUUACCUGCAGGUUGUGGAGAUGUUCUCCCGUGGUUACAGUAUAAUGGGAUAAUGUGAUGUUUACCUGCAGGUUGUGGAGAUGUUCUCCAGUGGUUACAGUAUAAUGGGAUAAUGUGAUGUUUACCUGCAGGUUGUGGAGAUGUUCUCCCGUGGUUACAGUAUAAUGGGAUAAUGUGAUGUUUACCUGCAGGUUGUGGAGAUGUUCUCCCGUGGUUACAGUAUAAUGGGAUAAUGGGAUGUUUACCUGCAGGUUGUGGAGAUGUUCUCCCGUGGUUACAGUAUAAUGGGAUAAUGUGAUGUUUACCUGCAGGUUGUGGAGAUGUUCUCCCGUGGUUACAGUAUAAUGGGAUAAUGGGGAUGUUUACCUGCAGGUUGUGGAGAUGUUCUCCGUGGUUACAGUAUAAUGGGAUAAUGUGAUGUUUACCUGCAGGUUGUGGAGAUGUUCUCCCGUGGUUACAGUAUAAUGGGAUAAUGUGAUGUUUACCUGCAGGUUGUGGAGAUGUUCUCCAGUGGUUACAGUAUAAUGGGAUAAUGUGAUGUUUACCUGCAGGUUGUGGAGAUGUUCUCCCGUGGUUACAGUAUAAUGGGAUAAUGUGAUGUUUACCUGCAGGUUGUGGAGAUGUUCUCCAGUGGUUACAGUAUAAUGUGAUGUUUACCUGCAGGUUGUGGAGAUGUUCUCCGUGGUUACAGUAUAAUGGGAUAAUGUGAUGUUUACCUGCAGGUUGUGGAGAUGUUCUCCCGUAGUUACAGUAUAAUGGGAUAAUGUGAUGUUUACCUGCAGGUUGUGGAGAUGUUCUCCCGUGGUUACAGUAUAAUGGGAUAAUGUGAUGUUUACCUGCAGGUUGUGGAGAUGUUCUCCCGUGGUUACAGUAUAAUGUGAUGUUUACCUGCAGGUUGUGGAGAUGUUCUCCCGUGGUUACAGUAUAAUGGGAUAAUGUGAUGUUUACCUGCAGGUUGUGGAGAUGUUCUCCAGAAUGGUGGAGACCUGCCAUUUGGAGAUGCCUCGGGUCAUAAGAUAAGGUUCACCAGAAAUCCUUCUGGUUGUAGUUUUCAGGUUGUAAUGUUCUCCAUUUUUCAAAUGGGAAUGUAAUGUUGUCUCCUCAUUGUGGGAUUGUAUUCCACAGUAAAUGGGAUAUGUGGACUCAGGGGAGAGCCCCCGAGUACAGAAGGGAUAAGUGAUGUUUACCUGCAGGUUGGGAGAUGUUUCCCUGAAUAACUGGGUACUGGUGCCCUACCUCAGUUGUGGUAGUGUUCUGGGUCAAAAAUGAAUGUUCACCCAGGGUUGUGGGAGGAUGUGCUGGGUUAGUAUAAUGGGUUAGCAUGUGAGUUUACCCUUUUUGUUCUACCGUUUAACAAGUCCCUAACGGAGAUUUUUACCCCAGGGACAUGUUCCCCGUCUGGUUACUAUUGUAUAUGUCGUGUUCCCCUCAGGUUGGUGGAGAAAUUUUGCAGUGGUUGAUAAGUAUUUUACCUGCAAUUUCUCACAGUUUGUUCAUGAGACUGCAGGUUGUGGAGAUGUUCUGGCAGUAUUGAUAAGUGAUUUUCUGCAGGUUUGACAUGUUUGCCAUGUUACAGUAUUUAAAGGAUAUUUGAGUACCUCACGAUUUGGAGAUGUAUCCCUGGGUAACUAGUAAAAUGGAUAAUGUGAAGUUACCUCAGUUGUGGAGAUGGUUCUCCCUGUGCAGUAUAAUGGGAUGUUUACUCAGUAUUUGGAUGUUCUCCAUGGUUUCAUUAUGAAGAUAUGUGAUUUUACCUGCAGGUGUGGAGAUGUUCUCCAGUGGUUACAGUAUAAUGGGAUAAUGGGAUGUUUACCUGCAGGUUGUGGAGAUGUUCUCCAGUGGUUACAGUAUAAUGGGAUAAUGUGAUGUUUCCUGCAGGUUGUGGAGAUGUUCUCCAGUGGUUACAGUAUAAUGGGAUAAUGUGAUGUUUACCUGCAGGUUGUGGAGAUGUUCUCCCGUGGUUACAGUAUAAUGGGAUAAUGUGAUGUUACCUGCAGGUUGUGGAGAUGUUCUCCCGUGGUUACAGUAUAAUGGUAUAUGUGAUGUUACCUGCAGGUUGUGGAGAUGUUCUCCCGUGGUUACAGUAUAAUGGGAUAAUGUGAUGUUUACCUGCAGGUUGUGGAGAUGUUCUCCCGUGGUUACAGUAUGAUGGGAUAAUGUGAUGUUUACCUGCAGGUUGUGGAGAUGUUCUCCCGUGGUGGAGACCUGCAGGUGGUGGAGAUGUUCUCCCGUGGUUACAGUAUAAUGGUAUAAUGUGAUGUUUACCUGCAGGUUGUGGAGAUGUUCUCCGUGGUUACAGUAUAAUGGGAUAAUGUGAUGUUUACCUGCAGGUUGUGGAGAUUUUCUCCCGUGGUUACAGUAUGAUGGGAAUGCGAUGUUACCUGCAGGUUGUGGAGAUGUUCUCCAGUGGUUACAGUAUAAUGGGAUAAUGUGAUGUUUACCUGCAGGUUGUGGAGAUGUUCUCCCGUGGUUACAGUAUAAUGGGAAUAAUGUGAUGUUUACCUGCAGGUUGUGGAGAUGUUCUCCCGGGUUACAGUAUAAUGGGAUAAUGUGAUGUUUACCGCAGGUUGUUGGAGAUGUUUCUCCCGUGGUUACAGUAUAAUGGGAUAAUGUGAUGUUUACCUGCAGGUGUGGGAGAUGUUCUCCAGUGGUUACAGUAUAAUGGGAUAAUGUGAUGUUUACCUGCAGGUUGUGGAGAUGUUCUCCCGUGGUUACAGUAUAAUGGGAUAAUGUGAUGUUUACCUGCAGGUUGUGGAGAUGUUCUCCAGUGGUGGAGACCUCCAUCUGGAGCUGCCUACGGGUCAUCAAGAAGCACCAGAAAAUUCUGGGUUAGUUUCAUGUUUCUGUCUCCAUAUCAAAUCGGAAUGUAAAAUAGUUGUCUCCUCAUCUUGGCCAUUUUAUAAUGCCAAGUCCAAUGGGUUGUGACUAGAGGGAGCACAGCUACGACCGGAAGUGACUUUUCAUAGCGGAUUAGACAUGGUUUCCCAAACUCGGUCCUGGCCCCCCCCCCCUCAGCUGUGUAGUGCUUGGGCAAAAAACUAAAUGUGCACCCAGGGAGGGGGGGAGGAGAGGACUGGGUUUGGGAAACUCUGGGUUAGCAUUUUAGCUAACCCUUACCCUUUUUUUCUAACCUUAACCAAAGUCCCCUAACCCAGGAGCUUUUUCACUCAGGCCCCACUUCCAGCACGUCUAUUUCUAUGUAUAGUUCUCUGUUCCCCUCUGGUUGGUGGAGAGAAUUUUGCAUGUUGAAAGCUUAUUUCCUGCAAUUCUACACAUUUUGUCAUGAGAUGCAGUGAAAAUUGUGCAGUUUUAAAGUUUAUUUUCUUGCAGUUCUAUACAUUUUGCCAUGUCUGUGUAUUCAUGUGAUCUUUGAGUGACUCAAACAUUACAAUAGAAUCCAUGGGUAAAAAAACCUAGCUAAAAAACGUUAGCUGACAUGGGCUAGUUGAUCUGGACGUUAUUCCAUAGCUCUCUAAGGUCUGAAAUGAUGAGGAAAACUGAUAUACUACCCAAUUUUGAAAUUGCACCUUGUGCAUUCUACUAUUAUAACUUUCAAGAGUAAGUUGAAAGCUGAACUGAAUUCCUAAUUAUUUAUUUAUUUAAAUAACAAAAUGUGGAGAAAGUCAAGGGGUCUGAAUACUACAGUAUUCGGAAGGCAUUGUACAAGCGCUAUGAUGAAACUGGCUCUCAUGAGGACCGCCACAGGAAAGGAAGACCCAGAGUUACCUCCGCUGCAGAGGAUAAGUUCAUUAGAGUUACAAAUAAAGUAACAGACACAUCUCAACAUCAACUGUUCAGAGGGGACUGUGUGAAUCAGGCCUUCAUGGUCAAAUUUCUGCAAAGAAACCACUACUAAAGGACACCAAUAAGAAGAAGAGACCUGCUUGGGUCAAGAAACACGAGCAAUGGACAUUAGACCGGUGGAAAUGUGUCCUUUGGUCUGGAGUCCAAAUUGGAGAUUUUUGGUUUCAAUCGCUGUGUCUUUGAGACACGGUGUGGGUGAACGGAUGAUCUCUGCAUGUGUAGUUCCCACCGUAAAGCAUGGAGGAGGAGGUGUUAUGGUGUUUGGGUGCUUUGCUGGUGACACUGUCAGUGAUUUAUUUAGAAUUCAAGGCACACUUAACCAGCAUGGCUACCACAGCAUUCUGCAGCGAUACGCCAUCCAAUCUGGUUUGGGCUUAGUGGGACUAUCAUUUGUUUUUCAGCAGGAUAAUGACCCAACACACCUCCAAGCUGUGUAAGGGCUAUUUUACCAAGAAGGAGAGUGAUGGAGUGCUGGCAUUAGAUGACCUGGCCUCCACAAUCCCCCGACCUCAACCAAAUUGAGAUGGUUUGGGAUGAGUCGGACUGCAGAGUGAAGGAAAAGCAGCCAACAAGUGCUCAGCAUAUAUGGGAACUCCUUCAGAACUGAUUGGAAAGCAUUCCAGGUGAAACUGGUUGAGAGAAUCCAAGAGUGUGCAAAGCUGUCAUCAAGGCAAUGGGUGGCUAUUUGAAGAAUCUCAAAUAUGAAAUAUUUUGAUUUGUUUCACACUUUUUUGGUUACUACAUGAUUCCAUAUGUGUUAUUUCAUAGUUUUGAUGGCUUCACUAUUAUUCUACAAUGUAGAAAAUAGUAAAAAUAAAGAAAAACCCUUGAAUGAGUAGGUGUGUCCAAACUUUUGACUGGUACUGUGUAUGUAUAUAUAUUUAUUAAUUUAUUAAAAUGUAAAGGGUCAUCCAACAUCGUUUUAUAGACUUUGGCAGUAUGUCCAACUGGCCUUAACUGCAGACCACGUGUAACCACGCCAGCCCAGGACCUCCACAUCCGGCUUCUUCACCUGCGGGAUCGUCUGAGACCAGCCACCCGGACAGCUGAUGAAACUGUGGGUUUGCACAACCAAAUAAUUUCUGCACAAACUGUGAGAAACCGUCUCAGGGAAGCUCAUCUGCGUGCUCGUCAUCCUCACCAGGGUCUUGACUUGACUGAAGCUCGGCGUCGUAACCGACUUCGAUGGCCACUGGCAUGCUUGAGAAGUGUGCUCUUCACGGAUGAAUCCCGGUUUCAACUCUGUCAGGCAGAUGGCAGACAGCGUGUAUGGCAUCGUGUAGGAGAGCGGUUUGCUGAUGUCAACGUUGUGAACAGAGUGCCCCAUGGUGGCGGUGGGGUUAUGGUAUGGGCAGGCAUAAGCUAUGGACAACGAACACAAUUUUAUCGAUGGCAAUUUCAAUGCACAGGGAUAUCGUGAAGAGAUCCUGAGGCCCAUUUUCGUGCCAUUCAUCCGCCGCCAUCACCUAAUGUUUCAGCAUGAUAAUACAUGGCUCCAUGUCUCAAGGAUCUGUACAUAAUUCCUAGAAGUUUCUCAGGUAUUCAAGUAAUCAAGGAUGUAAGAAUAUAGUUAGACAUUUUGUAGAAAGUUAAUGCAAAUGUAUUAUUAGUCGGUACCGGGUUAGAUACAACAAUGGGCAGAGCUUUGCUGUUUCCAACUAUCGAACAAAGGUCCACUCUCCCUUUAUAUACCCUUGGUUAUCCUUCCUUUCACAUACAUCUGGCAACCAUCAUGGCACUCCCUUUCUCUGUUGCUAUUACCCUUUGCCCCAAGUCAUUAUAUCCUGUCCAUCAAUCAUACUACCAUAAACAUCACUAAUCUCCUUUGACAUAAGGAAUGUAGACUUCAUGGCCCCAAACCACUUAUCUCGUAAUCUCAGUCCUCACGAUUCUAUGCCCUGACAUCAUAACACCCCCAUGACGCAAGGAUCUGUACAAGGAUCUGGACACAAUUCCCGGAAGCUGAAAACGUCCCAGUUCUUCCAUGGCCUGUGUACUCACCAGAUAUGUCAUAAUUUGUGCAUGUUUGGGAUGCUCUGGAUCGACGUGUACGACAGCGUGUUCCAGUUCAACUUCACACAGUCAUUGAAGAGGAGUGGGACAACAUUCCACAGGCCACAAUCAACAGCCUGAUCAACUCUAUGUGAAGGAGAUGUGUCGCGUGACAGGCAAAUGGUGGUCACACCAGAUACUGACUGGUUUUCUGAUCCACACCCCUACCUUUUCUUAAGGUAUCUGUGACCAACAGAUGCAUAUCUGUAUUCCCAGACAUGUGAAAUCCAUAGAUUAGGGUCUAAUGAAUUUAUUUCAGUUUACUGAUUUCCUUAUGAACUGUAACUCAGUAAAAUCGUUGAAAUAUUUGGAUGUUCCGUUUAUAUUUUUGUUCAGUGUAAUAUGCCGAGUGAUUCCGAGUGUGUAUACUACGUGAAAACAAACGUUUACAUUUUUAAAAUAAUUUUCCUCACCAGAGGAUUACCAUAUCUUAGAAAUUAUGUGAACGUUAUUUAAUAGUUUAUACAAAUGUAAUUUAAAUUUAACGGACAUUUUAUUUUAAUUUUUGGGGGCGGGGGGACCCCGUGUCGUACCCUGCCGACCCCUCGCCCCACAGUUUGGGAACCACUUUCCUAACCUGCCACAUGAAUUAUCCUAACCUGCUGCGUAAAUUCUCGUAACCUGUUACGAAAAAGUCACUUCCGGUCGUAGCUGUACUCCCUCUAGUCAGAACCCUGUCAGUGAUCUCCACCUGUUCCUGCUCCAGGGUCACUCACUCGGAUGCAGUUUCCCAAAUGGAACACUAUUCCCUUUAUAGUGCACUAGAGAUUGUGGUCAAAAGUAGUGCACUAUUAAACGUAAUAGCCAUUUGGGAUGCAUCUUGACUGUGUCCUUGUUUUAUUGAUCUUGUAGGAGAUCCCCCCGUUUGAGACGAAGGGGGUGAUGAGGGCUAGCUUCUCAUCGAGAGAUGCAGACAACCACACAGCCUUCAUCAGGAUCAAAACCAACGCUCCCAACGGAGACCAGUUUAUCAUACUGCCAGUGGAGGUGGAGGUCACCUCAGGUAUUAUUCAUUCAUUCAUUCAUUCAUUCAUUAUAAGACAUGUCUGUCACCUGUAACCUUGUGCUCAUGUGACCUCAACAUUGGAACAUAGGACCGGUAUAACCUGUGUUCUUGAUAGCUAAGGCUGGGUUGGCAUUAAAUUGCCACAGGUCUAUCUGGCUACAAGGACCAAUUUGAAUUAUAAUAAUAAUAAUAAUAAUAUGCCAUUUAGCAGACGCUUUUAUCCUUACAGUCAUAAUUAGUAAGAACAUACUUAAUUGAGCUAUGUCAGUUUAAGCUCCUAUUUCGGUUGUCUGGUUAGGGACGAGGCUUAAAUAACUUUUUAAAGGAUCUUUUAAUGAACCAUCAUUUAACUAAUGGUUUAGUCUCAGUCUGUUGACUGGUCCACAUGAGGCUGAUACUGUCUGUCUGUAUGGUCUCUUCCCUCUAUCCCCUGGGAUAUACUCCUCCACAGAGAUGCUAGACUUUGGUACGCUACGGUCACAAGAUCGCCCGAAACAAUUGAAUUUACAUCUACUAAAUUCGGGAACAAAAGAUGUUGCAAUCACAGUAAGUAGCUUGGUACUUCCUCCUCUUGUCUUCUGUUGACCCCUGUUGACCCCUGUUGACCCCUGUUGACCCCUGUUCUGACGGACAGUUAAUGCUGUAUUCUUUGCUUUACAGAGUAUACGGACGACGCCAUCAAACGAAGCGGUUGCGAUACAUUUCAAAGCGAUCACGCUAAAAGCAGGAGAGAGUAGUUUUACCAAAGUUGCAAGUAUUCGUUUUGAUGGUAAGUGAUGUGAUAUUUUGAAACGUUAAAUCACUGAAUUGAGAAACCUGACAUAUUAACCAUGGAAACCAAAACCAUUACAUUUUAUUGCUAACCUUAUAAAACUCAAUGAAUAGAAAUAACAUUACAUUUUUAGAUAUUUAACCUUUCAGUUGGUGUCUUAGAAAAGAAGAAAAGCUAUUUGGAAAAGCUAUUUAUAAAUACCAUGCUUUUAAAUCAGUGGUAUUCACAUUUUUUCUCAGCGGGUUUACUGAGUGUAGAAAGCAUUAGGAACACUUGCUCUUUCCAUGCCAGAGACCAGGGAUGGGCUACAUUGAUAGGGGGGGGGGGCAAAAAAACUCAAGAGGGGCUGCAGUUAAUUUUGUGCAAUUCUGCACAUUUUGCCAUGGGGUGUAAAGAAAAUGAUGCUGCUUUUAAAGCUAUACUGAACAAAAAUAUAAACGCCACAUGUAAAGUGUUGGUCGCAUGUUUCAUGAGCUGAAAUAAAAGAUCCUGUACGUACAAAAAGCUUAUUUCUCUAAAAUAUUGUGCACAAAUUUGUUUACAUCCCUGUUAGUGAGCAUUUCUCCUUUGCCAAGAUAAUCCAUCCACCUGACAGGUGUGGCAUAUCAAGAAGCUGAUUAAACAGCAUGAUCAUUACACAGGUGCACCUUGUGCUGGGGACAAUAAAAGGCCACUCUAAAAUGUGCAGUUUUGUCACACAACACAAUGCUACAGAUGUCUCAAGUUUUGAGGGAGCGUGCAAUUGACUUGCUGACUGCAGGAAUGUCCACCAGAGCUGUUGCCAGAGAAUUGAAUGUUCAUUUCUCUACCAUACGCAUCAUUUUAGAGAAUUUGGCAGUACGUCCAAUCGGCUUCACAACCGCAGACCACGUGUAUGGCGUCGUGUGGGCGAGUGGUUUGCUGAUGUCAAUGUUGUGAACAGAGUGCCCCAUGGUGGCGGUGGGGUUAUGGUAUGGGCCGGCAUAAACUGCGGACAACGAACACAAUUGCAUUUUAUCGAUGGCAAUUUGAAUGCACAGAAAUACCGUGACGAGAUCCUGAGGCCCAUUGUCGUGCCAUUCAUCCACCAUCAUCACCUCAUGUUUCAGCAUGAUAAUGCACGGCCUCAUGUCGCAAGGAUCUGUACACAAUUCCUGGAAGCUGAAAAUGUCCCUGUUCUUCCAUGGCCUGCAUACUCACCAGACAUGUCACCCAUUGAGCAUGUUUGGGAUGCUCUGGAUCAACGUGUACGACAGCGUGUUCCAGUUCCCGCCAAUAUCCAGCAACUUCGCACAGCCAUUGAAGAGGAGUGGGACAACAGGCCACAAUCAACAGCCUGAUCAACUCUAUGCGAAGGAGAUGUGUCGCGCUGCAUGAGGCAAAUGGUCGCACCAAAACUGACUGGUUUUCUGAUCCACGCCCAUACUUUUUUUUUUUUUAAGGUAUCUGUGACCAACAGAUGCAUAUCUGUAUUCCCAGUCAUGUGAAAUCCAUAGAUUAGGGCCCAAUGAAUUUAUUUCAAUUGGCGGAUUUCCUCAUAUGAACUGUAACUCAGUAAAAUGUUUGAAAUUGUUGCAUGUUGUGUUUAUAUUUUUGUUCAGUAUAUAUUGUUUUUGGCAACCCCACUGCAGUUCCCCCACGACCUCGACUUUGAAUACCACUGCUUUAAAAUAUAUUUAAUAUGACCUGUUCUUGUGACAUUCUCUUAUCUAUGGAUUGAAUAUGUUAUUUUAUUUUCCCAAUGUUUUUUGUUAACAGCAUCAAAAGCACAAAGACCAGUUCAGUUUUCUGGUAAAAUAACAGUGAAGGUUAAAGAGAGAAAGUCCUUUAAGCUUGAAGUCCCGUACCAAGCAGAUGUGCUACAAGGGUAAGAGUGUAUUUGCUCAUUUUGUUUUUUACAGUUUCCGGAUUUGAAACAUUCAUGAUGUCUUAGAUGGUAGGAUACAUGUGUGUUGGUUCAUUCAUGAUUUAACAGGUCUUGGUUAGUUCAUAGUUCAAUUAUGUUCCUGUAGAAUCCAGUUUAAUUUAAAUACACCGUGGACCCAGAUUAUGCCCUGGACUUUCAAUGGGGAUGCUUUUUAGUCCAGGAUUAGUUUUGUACUGGGGUCAGACUAAACUGGCCCUGUAUGUUCGUCCCAUCGGGUCUGAUGUGAUCUCUCUCCUUUUCUCCUGGCCCUCCAGCUAUCUGGCCUUUGACCACACAGCCACGUUGUUCCACAUCAGAGACAGCCCAGAGGUCCCUGUGAACAGACCCAUCUUCCUAACCAACACCUUCAGCUUUGCUGUCCGCAUACACAACGUCACCCUGCCAGAUGAGGCCAAGACCAUGUUCAACGUGAGUUCAGGGGGGCUGUAUGUUUGGCAGGGCUGAUCUAUGAUCAGGCCCCCCCCCUUGUCUAUGGAAUCGUAUUAAUUCUGAUCUAAAAGGCUAAACUGAUCCUAUCUAGCACUCGUAUUCUGAGAUGUUUUUGUGAAUUCUGAGAAAUGUUUCAAACCAGAAUGAAACAGGGAGGUCCUACCUGAAAAUAUGUUCCUUUUCUGUUGUAAAACAUUUUGCUACGGUGUGGCCUGCUGUGAAGAGCCUGCUGUUUUCCUAUCUGGCCUGCUGUGAAGAGCCUGCUGUUUUCCCAUCUCUGUCAGGUUCAGAACCUCAGCGCCCCCGUUCUAAGCCUGCUGUUUUCCCAUCUCUGUCAGGUUCAGAACCUCAGCGCCCCCGUUCUAAUCCCUCCUCACGAGUCUCGCUACGUCUUCCCCCUGUUUCGCCCCGUUCUCCUGGGCCCCCACAUCGAAGCAAAAUCCUCCCCAUCACCACGCAUCCAGUUACCUCCCCCCAGGGGCCCCCACACAGGGUACCCAGAG